CACACACACCAUGGGUAGUGCUCGCCGCGGCGCCUGGGCCUGGCAGUGCGGCCUCUCGUCGGCGUCGGGGCCGCGGCGCCUCGUCGCCACCUGCUGCCUCCUGCUUAUCCAGCUCGUGGCGCCGCCGGUCUCAUGCUCGGCGUCGUCGGUGAUCACCCGCCUCCCGGGCUUCCAUGGCCGCCUGCCGUUCUACCUCGAGACUGGGUAUGUUGGCGUGGAGGAGGAGACUGGCGUUGAGCUCUUCUACUAUUUCGUGGAAUCCGAGAGAAGCCCUGACGUGGACCCCCUGAUACUGUGGCUGUCAGGUGGGCCUCGCUGUUCAGGUUUCUGCGGCCUCGCCUAUGAAGUAGGACCAAUCAAUUUUGUGGUGGAGACAUAUAAUGGCAGUUUACCGCAAUUGGUUUAUAAUCCGUACGCAUGGACACAGAUGGCAAGCAUCCUCUUCUUGGACACUCCGGUUGGUUCUGGUUUCUCGUAUGCACGCGAUAUCAAAGGUUACGAUGUUGGAGAUAUAUCAUCUUCUUUGCAAGUUGUCACAUUUCUUAAAAAGUGGUUGAAUGAUCACCCACGCUACCGCUCACAUAAUUUCUAUGUCGGGGGAUCCUCUUAUGCUGGAAAGGUGAUUCCAAUUAUCAUGCAAUACAUUUCAGAAGAAAUUGAACAAAGGCAGCGACCAUUGAUUAGUCUUAAGUUACAGGGAUAUAUAGUUGGCAACCCCGUUACAGGCUCGAAGUUUGAUGGUAAUUUCAGACCUAAAUAUUCUCAUGGCCUUGGAAUCAUAUCUGAUCAAUUAUAUGAGGCUGCGAUAAGGAACUGCAAAGGAGAUUAUGUGGAUCCAAAGGAUGAACUAUGUGCUAAUGUCCUAAAUGUUAUUAAUAAUCUCAUGUCUGAAGUUGACUUUGGAAAUGUCUUGGAGGAUAGAUGUGUUUAUAACACACCGAAACCAUCAAAUGGUGACUCAGGAAGAAGGAUUCUGGUGGAAGAUCACAUCCGGCUAAGUGAGCCAGCUGAUCGGCCAACCAUAAACUGUUGGAUCCGUUUUCGAUGCAUUCUACUAGCGACAUACCGUUUCUACCUAUCGUACAUAUGGAUGAACAACAACACGACCAGAGAUGCUCUUAAGAUCAGGAAGGGAACAAUCGGAGAGUGGUUAAGAUGCAACAAAAAAGCAUUCCCCUAUACUAUGGACGUUCCCAGCAGCUUAGAGUAUUUUCUUAAUCUCACCACAAGAGGUUAUCGGUUGCUUGUGAUAAGCGGUGACCAUGAUCUCGAGAUUCCAUUUCUGAGCACCCAGGCAUGGAUUAGAUCUUUUAACUUGCCCAUAGUUGAUGACUGGAGGGCAUGGCAUGUGGAUGGCCAAGCAGCAGGAUUUACAAUUACUUACGCCAGCAACCUGACCUUUGCUACAGUAAAGGGUGGUGGCCAUACAGCGAUAGCAAACAAGCCUAGACAAGCUCUUGCCAUGGGCCAACGGUGGCUGGACAACAGUCCUCUCUGAUGUUUGGUUGUGCAGGCAAUAAUUAACCUUCUGUCACUCUUACAUUUGGUUAUAACAGAUUUGUCACUGAAUCUAUAUGUCAUAUAUAUAUGAGGAUUCACGUGUCAUAGACAGCGGGUGACAAAUCUGUUAUCGUAAGAGUGGCAAAAAAUUAAAUGCUCCAGAACUUUCUAGCUCAGCGAAUACAUUGUUUUUCAUUUUCCCUUGAACAUGGCAAGAAACAUCGCUCGUUCCAAUAAUAUGCUAUAUUUUUCUCUCCACGAGAUAUAAAUACAUGCAUGUU
This is a messenger RNA of Oryza brachyantha (malo sina), 1781 nucleotides long. Its product is annotated as serine carboxypeptidase-like 7. Lineage: Eukaryota; Viridiplantae; Streptophyta; Magnoliopsida; Poales; Poaceae. Gene Ontology annotation, biological process: proteolysis; secondary metabolic process. The record is from RefSeq and is a predicted model, not a curated record. The transcript is spliced from 14 exons. Gene Ontology annotation, molecular function: acyltransferase activity, transferring groups other than amino-acyl groups; serine-type carboxypeptidase activity. Bases 11 to 1498 code for a protein of 495 amino acids.